Lethenteron reissneri (Far Eastern brook lamprey) is the source of this 297-nucleotide messenger RNA. Its product is annotated as acyl carrier protein, mitochondrial-like. Gene Ontology annotation, molecular function: acyl carrier activity; acyl binding. The record is from RefSeq and is a predicted model, not a curated record. Gene Ontology annotation, cellular component: mitochondrion; respiratory chain complex I. Lineage: Eukaryota; Metazoa; Chordata; Hyperoartia; Petromyzontiformes; Petromyzontidae. Gene Ontology annotation, biological process: fatty acid biosynthetic process.
AUGAGUGUCAUCUCACCUCUGUGGAAGCAGCAGCAGCAGCCGCCACGCCACCCGAGUGCAGUGUGCGCUCGCUUCCUGGCGGACAGCGCCACCGCGGACGCCUCGGUGCACGACCGAGUGAUGCUGGUGCUGAAGGCGUAUGACAAGGUGGACCCGCAGAAGCUAACGCUAGAGUCUCACUUCCUGAAAGACCUGGGCCUUGACAGCUUGGAUCAAGUGGAGCUCAUCAUGGGCAUCGAGGAUGAGUUUGGUUUUGAAAUCCCCGACUCGGACGCAGAGAAGCUGCUCAACAGCUAA